Fopius arisanus is the source of this 1248-nucleotide messenger RNA. Its product is annotated as TIP41-like protein. Bases 151 to 1095 code for a protein of 314 amino acids. NCBI's taxonomy places the organism in Eukaryota, Metazoa, Arthropoda, Insecta, Hymenoptera, Braconidae. The record is from RefSeq and is a predicted model, not a curated record. The transcript is spliced from 6 exons. Gene Ontology annotation, biological process: TOR signaling. Gene Ontology annotation, cellular component: cytosol.
UAUUUCCCGCGCAAUAUUCGUGUCGUUGCGAUGGAAUCGUCCGUCUAUCAUCCGCAUUUUGCCCACAUCUUUUCCAUCUUCCAUCAGUCACUUGUCAGUUUUGAUAAUAAUCCUGGAUAUUCAAUCGACCAAUCUUUAUAACACUCAAGGAUGCCCAUGCUAACGGUGAACGGUGGAAUCGAGAUUUUUCCACUGCCUCUUAACGAGGAAGAGCAUAUUUUUGAUCCCUGGCGGAUAAAAUACACCAAGUCUCAUAUUUUGCACUCUAAGUGUUCGAAAAAUGAAGAGUCCUGUGGGGAUGAUCCGCAACCGUGUCAAUUCUGUGUGUACAACAGCGCUUUGGAGAUGCCUCACAUGCCAGACAUGGUGUUUCCGAAUAAUAUUCUCUAUUUACAACACAAGAAUGGGGCUAAAAUAGAAUUCAAUGCUUUGGAUGCAUUAAAACGUGUAUCGAACGGUAAAAUUCAUCUUCAGUUGGCUUGUGCAGAAGCCUGGAAGGAAUCUAGGUCUGAUUGUAAAGAAUAUCUAGAGGAAAAAGUGAAACCCUUCGAUUGGACCUUCACAACUGACUACAUGGGAACGAUGGAAGGUGUGACGAUCGAAGAAACUGAAGAGAGGAUUAACGUUGAAAAGUUGAAAGAAAAAGAGCAUAUUCGGUUUUAUCAAGAACUCACUCUCUUCGAGGACGAGUUGCACGACCAUGGAGUAGUUUCACUCUCAGUGAAAAUACGUGUCAUGCCUGGAAGUUUCUUUAUCCUCCUACGUUAUUUCUUGCGGAUAGACAACGUAAUGCUGAAGAUAAACGACACUAGACUCUACCACGAAUUUGGAAAAAAUUAUAUUCUCAGGGAAUACACCUCGAGGGAAGCACAAGUCAAGGAUAUUGACGCAUCACCUACUCUUUUCGUCGAACCCAGUUGCAUCGCCCCUCACUUACCCCUCACACAGAGUCAUUAUGACAAGCUCAUCUUGCCAGAAAAACCCACAGAGCCUGUAAACCCGAAAAAAACUGUUCCAAAUGCAACGACAGAAACUGCAGAAGCCGCUUCAUCCGAAGCUUCUGUCGAUAAAUCGGUCAAUAAUUUAAUGACGUAGGGCUAUUAAAAAAAUUGAAACUACAAUAAUGCUGGAUGGAUCAUGAUAGACCGUGUGCCAGGCAGCAGGUCCUCGAAAAAAUAUAAAAUAAAGGAAUAAGAAUUUCGCAAAAGGAAUGGCGAGCCUUCGGUUGAUGAUUUUUCCUGUCUUUUU